ACGAAAAACCCUCAUUUGCACGAAAUGGCCAGACAUACGAUGUAACCCGAGGGCAAUUCAACAAUAAUAAUAACAAUAGAAAAGAUCAGAUCAUGUUCUUUAAUUAUUUUUGAUAUGGGUGAUUAUUCUAUUUAAAAGGCGUACGGUUUUUAAAGAGUCUUCUUGUACACUGUACUGAAAGCGAUACACAGUUCCAGUUUGCAGACGACACAAAACAUGUCUUUUAUAUUGAAAUCAAAGCUUGUAGGCAGGUUAGAGGCAGAUCAGAGUGCUUCCUUUGAUGAUAGCCAUCAAGAGGGAGAUGAAAACACUAUCUUUUGCUCAAACACCAUGAAUUUACCCACACAGAAUUAUAGGGCAGCAGAAUAUUUAGGUUUGCGAAGUGGUUAUUCUGUAUAUAGACAGACUAGUCCAGACAGGAAAAGUCCAAAAGCAUCUAAGCGGAAAUACGAUUGUCCGAUAUUUGAAAAUGAAUCUCCAAUUCAACCAUUCAGUUCACUUCCACAUCCUAAUGACUUAUUUGGGAAAAGAUCUAAGAAAGAGGGUAAGAAAAAAAGAAUUCAAGUAAAUCCUGUUAACUAUCACAGUCAGCAGCUGCAUCAAAAACAGGCUAAACUAAAUAUGACAACAAAUGAACAGCAAGGAGAUUCUGUGAAUGAUUCUAGGAUCCAUGGACGCACCCUUCAUAAAGCUUACACUGACAGCUUAUCCCGGCUGGAUUCAUCAGCACAGAAUUCAAGUACAACAGACGAUAGGAAAGAUUCAAGCAAAUCAUUUGUCUCCUCCGAUAAUGCUCAUAGUAAUUUGAAGAGGACCAUGCAGUAUGAAAACAUAAAAAGCCUGGAUCAUUUUCCUUUCAGUUUUAAGACCACCUCUAAAAUAUAUGAAGAAUGAACUGAAAUUUAAAACAUUAUGUUAAACCAUAAGACCAUUUUGUCAUUGAUAUUUGAUGUUACAGUUAAGAUUUGUUACUCUGCAAGUAUACAAACAUAUAAACAGUGCAACCUCCCUAUAGCAAUUAACUCUUCACAACAACAGUAACAAUUCAUUGUAAUUUCUUAUCAAAGUUAGAUUAAUUAAUUACUUAAUCUGUAGCAAGUUGGCAACACUCUGUCAAGCAUAACCUUUGUGUCCCACAGGUUGCUGUCCUGUUAAGGCUGUACUGUAUAUAGAUCAUGACAUGUUAUUCAGUUUUUUAAAUUGAUAUUAUGCCCUUCCAAGAGUACACGGUGAGUUUUUAAGUAAAAUUAAAAUAUCACUACAUAUUGUCAUAUUUGUUUUUAAUAAAGGUCACUUGAGCACCGGUAAUCAGUAACACCUGUGACCAACAUAAAUAUUCUUCAGAAAAAAGUCAGUAAUAUUCAGUUUAUAAAAAAAGUGGGGCAUUCUUUUUAUAUUUUAGACAGCUUCUAUAUUUUAUCCUAUACAUUCGUAAUUAUCAGUUAUUGUUUAAUUGCCAUUAAAAUAAUUUAUCAGUUCAAGUAAAGAACUAAAUUAUGUAAAAAUAAGCAUAAUGUCACUUUAAAGAUGUUGAUCUUGUGUACUGUAAGUUGUUUGAAUUGAAGUAUGGCUUUGUCUUGUUGAUCAUUUUAGAUCCUUGUCAAGUGUAUUAUUUUGCUUCAGCCAUCACUCUCCUUCGAUCCCAAAUUCCCAUGUAACAUUGAAGGAACUUGAUGAAAUUACGGUGAUCUUUGGAUGUACAAGUACUGGUAAUUUCGACAGCAUUAAUCAAGCAGGGUUACGGCCCUUAGCUUUACAAAAUAAAUCACAAAAUAUACAUAAGUUGCCUUCACAUCCAACUACAUGUAUUUCUUCAUGGGCUUGUUACUAUAUAGGAAAUAUUCAGUUGCCAUUAAAAUUUAAUGAAAAUGACAGCACAAAUUUUACGACUGAUGAUGCUUCCAAAAUAUAUGGCAAAAUUGAUCCCAAUAAAGCACAUUUUAUAUCUGCUAAAAAUCUUAAUAAAAUAUAUGAAAAAAGAAACAACAUUCUAAAAAAAGUAAUUUUAUUUUAUUUUUAUGAUCAAACUCCAUUUUUUACACGCCAACUCUCUUCUCCCAUAUUGUGAUAACAUUCAUUUAUUUAGCAAUUUUUAACUAACAUUCUGGUGGUUGAAUACUAACCAGUAUGACUUGGAUUAUCAAAUCUUGUAGAAGUAAAUCCGGCCACUUAACUGUAAUUAAAUAUGAAGUAAAAAUCGCUCUACCAUAUUAAAAGUACCCAAAUUAUCAAAAUCUGAAAAUAUCCAUUCUUCUGACCGGCUGUUACGUUUUUGAAAGCAACCAAUGGUCAAUAGGUAUUUUUACUUUUUUGACUGGUUUACUGUCAUAUUUUUUUCCAAAUUUGUUGUAACACUUGCACAUUUCAAAAUAAAGGAAUGAUGUCUGAA
Molecule: messenger RNA, 2389 nt
Organism: Ruditapes philippinarum (Manila clam)
Lineage: Eukaryota; Metazoa; Mollusca; Bivalvia; Venerida; Veneridae
Exons: 6
Coding region: 217-894 (225 amino acids)
Source: RefSeq, a predicted model, not a curated record